AUGACAUUUCCACCCACUUCUCCGUUGACUAUCGAUGGUUUACCAAAAUUUUUAUCAAUGGGAUAUCAUCGUUUACUCGAUAGAGCUACUUAUACAUUUGCCGAACUUGGCUUAGCUGAUCGACUAACAAAUGCUCUACCUAAUCAAGGUCUUACUGCUCAUGAACUCAUUAAUAAUGACGAAAUAGAAUGGAAUGCUGAUAUAUUACAUCGUGUAUUAUGUGCUUGUACUGAUGUAGGUCUUGUUGAACGAGUUAAGAACACUAUCGAUGAUAAACAUUUCGUUCUCACUUCAUCAGGUCUAAUGCUUACAUCAGAUCAUCCAUCACAUGCUCGUGAUUAUGUGAGAUAUUAUUUAGGACCAAUGUCUAGUAAUAUUGGAUAUCAGUUAAUUAAAUUAGUUCGUGGUCAAUGUAAAGGUACGGGUUUUGCCGAAGCUUCAGGUGGUCUCGAUUUGUAUACAUAUCUGAAACAACCAGAAAAUCAAGAUUAUCUACAUCUUUACAAUGGAGUUAUGACUUGUUUAUCCACAUACACAGGUGAUAAACUAGUAACAGGUGUAGAUUUUGGUCGCUUUGAAACUUUAGUCGAUUUAGGUGGCAGUCGUGGUACUUUUCUUGCUGAAAUUCUUCAGCAUUAUCAAAAUAUUCGACGUGGAUUUAUAUUUGAUUUACCACAGUGUAUUGCCGAAGUGAAGAGUGCUGAUGAGUUUGAAUCACGUCAGAUUACUUCAAGUCGGUAUACAUUUGUUGCUGGUGAUAUGACUGAUUCAUCAACAAUUCCUCAAGCUGAUGCUUAUAUACUUAAAUAUAUAUUACAUCUUUUCAAUGAUGAAAUAUGCGUGAAUGUAUUAUCAUCAAUUCGUAAAGCAAAUGAACAGCGUACUGACACAUUACUAACUAUAUUUAUUGUCGAACAUAUCAUUUUCUCUGAUGGAACGAUAAGCAAUUGGCAAGCACACGGUUUUGAUAUAGGUAUGACUGCCUAUGGUGGUGCACGAGAACGAACAGAACAAGAAUAUCGAGUAUUACUUGAAAAAGCUGGAUUUCGAUUAAAAAAACUCUAUCCAAUUCAAGCACCAGAUUCAAUAAUUGAAGCUGUUUUUGUUAAAUGA
Messenger RNA from Adineta steineri, 1113 nucleotides. The record is from the annotation of a GenBank genome assembly. NCBI's taxonomy places the organism in Eukaryota, Metazoa, Rotifera, Eurotatoria, Adinetida, Adinetidae.